AUGUCAAAUUGUUUGAUGCAACUAAAUCAGUGUAUAUUUCCAAACUGUUCUCAGCACUUUGCAAACCAAUAUGAUCUAACGGCGCACAUCGAAUAUACACAUAUUCCCGUUAUCGAAGAGGAUGUGAAAAGAAAAAAGAUUUACGCAGCGAAUAGUGAUCAGCCGAUGCCACCGCCUGCAAUGAACCUUCCGUUGAGCUACUACAGUCGAGUUUUUCGUACGGCAUAUCGACCGAAUCCCAUCAAGCCUGAGCCUUUAAAACUCUCAUUCAACCAUUACAAGAAGAAAACUAUUCCGAAGGAAAGAUCUCAUUCAAAUCCAAAUGCUACACGAUAUUAUAGAGACAUGAUGGCUCGUCAAGGCAGGCACAUUAGCAUCGAAGAAGCUGAGAAACGUUUGUGUGAUAUCGACUUCGAAGAGUGCGGUGCAGACAAUCCAGAAGUAAGAUGGCAAUGUGCAAUAGUCGAUUGUAACAAGAGAUACAAAAGCAUGUUCGCAUUGCGCGUUCACAUGAAAAUAUGCCACAACGUUGUGGUGUCCGAAGAGGCGAAAAGUUUGACCAGUUACCCUUCGGAAGACGUCAAACCGAAUCUUGCGGCCCUCCAACAAGCUAUGCAACAGUCAUCCCAGAUGAAUCCCGAUAGAACCAUGUCAUCAGGAACACCAACGUCUACAAGCACUUCAAACACUCCAGUCGUCCAAGGUUCUCCUCAUCCCGGAGGUCCGAGCUUCGGAAAUCCAGCAACAAACACAACAUCGUUCAAGUGUUCGUAUUGCUCCAAACGCUAUAAAACAUCUUCUGGACUAUCCAACCACAUGAUGUCGUCACAUCAGAAAAUCUCUGAAGCACAAGAUGUCCCAUCACAACUUGUAGUGGAACAACUGAUUUCUCAAGUUCGUAUGCAACGGAAUCAAGAAGGCAGUAGCUCAGGUGGUCAGAGCCCACAGAAGCAUGUUUCAUCACCAUCAUCACAUUUUCAAAGUGUCGCAAACGGUUCUUCGCAUGCUCGUAAUUUUUCUGUAACAACUACACAACAACCGAUUCGAUUCUCUCAACCAGGAUUCCCAUUGAAUUUGGAUAAUCAACCAUCGACAGGGCAGAAACUUGAAGGGAUAAUGUUUAUUGAAUCUAAAAUUUAUAAUUUACAGCAGAAACAAAUUCAAGAAAUGAAGAAAAUGCAAGAAUUACAAGCUUCUCAAGCGUUGGCUUCUUCUCAACAGCAACAUUCACAACAAGGACAGCAAGGCCAACAUUUUCCAUCACAUGCUGGUCAAACAGGACAAAACUCUGGGCAAAGUUCCUCGAAUCAACAUCCACAAAUGGGGCAAUUCCAACAGCAACCACAGCAGCAAUCACAACUGCAGCAUCAACAUCAACAGCAGCAACAACACAAUCAACAGCAACAACAACAUCAGCAACAUCAGCAGCAGCAACAACAACAGUACCAUCAAGUGCCUUCUCAACACCAUCAACAGCAGAGUCCGUAUCCCCAACAUGUGAACCAGAUGGCUCAACAUAGUCCGCAUGCAUAUCAACAACAUCAACAGUCUCCUCAGCUUUCACAAUAUUCGCAAGCAUCGCAGUCACCACAGCAGCAGCAUGCGAAUGGGUCAGCACCCCCACCACAACGUUCUCCGAUCCCUUUAUCACAACCACUUCCACCACUAAGCUCGAUGACUCAACAACAACGGAUGCCAGUUCAACAAAUGCCAUCCUCAAAUUCAGGACCAAUGCAAUUCUCGUCCCCCGACUCGCAAGGUUACCAUAAUAUGAUGCCAAGUCCUUUGAAUGGGCAACUGACGCCUUCUCAGCAACCGCCUCCGUACAAUCCCUGA
Molecule: messenger RNA, 1836 nt
Organism: Caenorhabditis briggsae
Lineage: Eukaryota; Metazoa; Nematoda; Chromadorea; Rhabditida; Rhabditidae
Exons: 9
Coding region: 1-1836 (611 amino acids)
Cellular component (GO): nucleus
Source: RefSeq, a predicted model, not a curated record